ACGGGCUGUGUUCUUCUUCCGGUCAUCAGGCUGAAACAAUGAUGCAAAUGCUAAACUUGCUUCUGUGGACACUUCUGUUUGAGGAUUGCUUUGUUAAUCCUUGAUGAGGUUAUCUUGAAAUAAUAAGGCGAAAUGAGUAGUUGAGUUGAAACCAUGAUCAGCACUCAGCCGAUGUGAUCGCAGUUACAUGAGGUGGACAUUUCCAGCAUACGAUGAAACGUCAACUUUCAUCACGAAGACAUGUCUCUGCCACAGUGUAACAGCUUGAUCAAAGAAGGACCACUCACCGUUUCCUCCACACACUAAAGAUGACAGCUCUGUCAAACCAAACCAAUGCAGCGCCGCAGCAACAGCGCUUUCUGGUGUUGUUCGACUUUGAUGAAACCAUCAUCAAUGAGAGCAGUGAUGACGCUGUGGUGCGUGCUCUGCCGGGCCAACAGCUUCCCGACUGGCUGAAAAACAGCUACAGGGAGGGGCACUACAACGAGCACAUGCAGAAGGUGUUGGUUUAUAUGGCAGAGCAGGGCGUGUCUAAGGACUCCAUCCACUCUGCGGUGGAGAAGAUCCCCCCAUCACCUGGCCUCCUGAACCUCUUCAAGUAUCUGCAGAGCCAUCAGCAGGACUUUGAGCUGGCGGUGGUGUCCGACGCCAAUAUGUACUUCAUUGAGACGUGGCUGGAGCAUGCUGGCGUGCGUCACCUUUUCAGGAAGAUUUUCACAAACCCGGCCAGUUUUGAUGCCUCUGGCCGCCUUGUGCUGCUUCCUUUCCACUCCCACUCCUGCUCCUGUUGUCCUGACAACAUGUGCAAGCAGGUGAUCCUCCGGGAGUAUCUGGCGGGCCGACAAAAGGAUCGCGGCGGUGCUCCCUUCCAGAGGGUGUUCUAUAUCGGAGAUGGGGCCAAUGAUAUCUGUCCCUCUCUGGCUCUGGCACCACAGGACACAGCCUUCCCAAGGAGGGACUUCCCCAUGCACAGGCUGCUGAUGAAUAUGCAGCAGUCCCAGGGAGCCAAGUUCAAGGCAAACAUAGUUCCUUGGGUUAGUGGCGAGGACAUAGUGGACUGUCUGAAGAAAAUAAUGAAGGAGAGAUGAGAACAGUGUGUGUGUGUCUGUGUGAAGGAGAGAGUGAAUGAGAGGGGCAAAUAUAUAUAGCAGAAGUGCUCCAACCUUAAUCCUGGUGAGCAGCAGGAUAAGCAUGAUUUUACCCGAGUCACACUUGAUACAACCUGUAAAGAUGUAGCCAGAUAGACUGCAUCUCCUGUUUUAAGUGAAUAGUUUUUAGAAAUAUGCAGAGUUAGAUAUAUAUAUAUAAAAAAAUGCCACUGUAAUGUCUGUACAGUAAAUAUGUAGCUGGACCCAGCAACCACUUAGCUUAGCUUAGUAUAAAGGCUGGAAACAGUUGUGGCUCUAUACAACUGUAACAAAAUCCAUCUAACACAGUGCAAAAGAACAAAAAAUAACAGGUACGAUUAAUGUGAUGGACUCAUUUCUAAAUGGUACAUAACCAUUCACAAAACAGUGAACUAUUGUUUUAACAAUUUGUUUUUUUGUAAGGAUUAAACAAAUUCGAUAUAAUAUGUGAAUUAGUGAGUUUAGAGGUGCUGAAAGGCGGAUUUGGACAGCUCUGCUUCCAGUCUUUAUGAUAAGCUAAGAUAACCAGCAGCAUAUUAACUGUACGGGCGACCUUAACGGAUAAGUUUGUGCACAGUGUAAGAACUUCACUCCCUUUGGAAUGCAAACUAACAAGCUCACUGGUCAAGAUGAUCAUGAUCAGUAAUGGACAUAUGCAGUAUUGACGAUGCACUCUGAUCAAAAUGCUGAAGAUCUUAACCAAAGCUGUGUUUCGCGUUCUCCAGCAUGAACUGAGUCCCAAUGCAGCCAGCUCGUUUAACGCACCAUCCUUUAUAAUAUGAAUGUCAUUUACUUGACGUUGGAUUAUCUCAGCGUAUCUGACAUUUCUGAACAAGCUUAGCUGUUAAACUUUGUCUGCAGAGAUUUCAGUGAUGAAGAGCGACAGUUUCAAACGAUUCUUGGAGGUCUGCAUCGACAGGCUUCUUUUUAAAAGAUUUAACACUGCGUUAAAGGCUUCGGCGAUGGAGACAUCGGUAGGAUCAGGUGUAGCCACUACCUUGGAACAAAAGACCACAUAUGUCGUAUCAGGUGGAGACAAGUACGGCAUAGAGCCGAGAGAUAAAGUGACAGUACCUGCGCUCUCUCCACCACUGAUUACUGAUACCUAAUCUAGGGCUUGAUUAUACAAUGGUAAUCUACACCAGCAUGAGAUCCAAAGGGAACGUUGUAGCCAUAUGCCUGCACUUUGGCCCAACAUUACACCCUGUGACUCUGAAACAAUGAAAGAAAGCGUAAGGCAAAGUAUCAAUCAAAGAUUUUAAUUUCUUUGUGUAGUCAUUAGCUGGCACCGUGCUUGUACCCUAUUAGAACAAAUAUUAGUAUUCAUAAAAGGAUAUCUAUUUAGGUUGGGGAUGACUUAUAUAUUCUCUAAAAAAGUCCAAUGUAAUGUUUGAAUGUAUUCCCAGUAAACUGCAGUAUUGUGAAUGAACGAUAGUGAAGGUUUCAGCCUCCCUAGUACACUGUAUUUGCAUAAUUAACCCAACAUGUAACCUCAUUUUGCCUCACUAUGUUCACGACAGGGACUAUAAAAUGUAUUUUAAACUAUCUAUAAGGAGCAUGUGUAAUGGAUAGAGAUGAUUCACAGGGACAUUAAUAUUCUGUUUAAAUUCAGGAAAUUGUGAAAUAUGUCUUGUUUAGUCUUGUAAGUUAAAACUUUUUGUUUAACCAUCCGAUAAGCUGCCUAAGUUGUAAUACUAAUGGGGCGUGCAUACUGUACAUUUGUUGACUUUUGCAGGCUAUUUAAGGUGUUCAUGUUAGUAAAUACACUCACAGAAAUUGGCCCUGUCUAACAAACAGAGGUAGUACGAAUAAUAAUAAUAAGAGAGUAUGUUUGCAUUAAUUUUGUAUUUCAAAUAUGUAAAACAUUUCAUUCAUAUCUAUAUACUGUGCAUCUUGUUCAAGCCAUUACAGUGAAUACUAAGAAAGUUUGGGUGAUGAACAAAAGCAAUUCAUUGACGAAACACUUCUGGCCUUAAAAAAAACAACAACAUCAUGUUGUAGAAGUGCUGGAAAUGUCCUUUAACCAGUGUUUUAGUUUCUCAGGGAGUAGAGAAGAAAGUGUUAACAGGCAAACAUAAUAAUAUAUGUUCAUAAAGAUAUGUUUAUCUGCAGAUUUGCUGCUCUAAGAACAAACGGUUCAUUUGUGAUUUAAAGAGUGCAAUGUUCAUGAGAUGUAAUCAAUACAGCUGGAGUUUGAGCCUGAACGUCUUUGAGAUAAAAACCUAAUCUGUGAAUUCUUUGUGAUUUGGAGACUAAAGUUCUGUGACCUUUACUCCUUCUGACACGAAAGAUAUUUUAAUUUGCUUUAACGCAAGAAGAACUUGACAUUUUCAGGGAUGUGAAAUAACCCAAGAUCACCAAAAUAAAGUGUUUUAAUGAAACCUUAAAAUGGUGUUAUGGUUUCACAAUAACCAAAUAAAAUGAUGUGUUGUUAGGGCGCUUUAUUUAAAAUUUUUGUGUGUGUAUGUGUGUGUGAUUUUAAUCAAAAACCCAAUUAUGUGUGUAAUGCAUCAGUGUAACAGGAAUAUAAAGCCAUUAUCUGAUUAAUCUGCUUCUGUUGUGU
Molecule: messenger RNA, 3690 nt
Organism: Larimichthys crocea (large yellow croaker)
Lineage: Eukaryota; Metazoa; Chordata; Actinopteri; Sciaenidae
Product: probable phosphatase phospho1
Exons: 3
Coding region: 309-1088 (259 amino acids)
Molecular function (GO): phosphatase activity
Source: RefSeq, a predicted model, not a curated record